AUGAUACCGGUAGUUGAUAUAAAAAGAUUUAAUGAAACUUGGAAAGAGAAGACUAAACAUUCUCUGCUAUUAAUUAAUUCAAUAUUGGCAAUUUCUGCCGCAAGGCUACCGAGUGGCGAUGAUAUAUCUAUACAAAAGUCAAAGAAUAAGCCUGGUGGUGUAUUUUUUGAUGCUGCAAAGGAACUUCUUGAUUCAUUAUAUGACGAUCCUAGAUUGGAAACAAUUCAAGCAUUGUUGCUUUUAUUACAAGCUGAAAGUAGUUUUUCACGACUUGAUAGUGCUUUUAUGUUUUUAGGAAUGGCUGUUCAAAUGACGAAUUCAUUAGGACUUGUACGAGUAGAUAAUUCGUUAACAAUGGAAGAAAAGGAGGAAAGGUCCAGGGUAUUUUAUUGUGUAUAUACUUACAACAGAUGGAUGUCAUUCGUCCUUGGAAAACCAUAUUCAUUAGAUGACAGCGACAUAGAUGUACCCUUUCCAACUAUGCCAAACUUUGAUCGUAAAUCAAAGGAUUUUUUCAUAUCAUUCAUAAAACUGUCACGAAUUUUAGGUGAAAUAUGGAAAUUUGGUUAUUCAGUUCGACCAAAAGCCAAUUAUCAAAGUUGGCAAUCACAUAUUACUGACUCGAAAAGCACAUUGAGACAAUUGAGAUCUUCGCUGGCUAAAUGCUUGAAAGAGUUACCUGAUGAUUUGCAAUAUCAAUAUUUACCAAAUACUGAUCCAAGAAGUUUCUUACAAUUAAAUAACUUUUCAAGUUACGUCGGUUAUAUUAAUAUUAUGUUUCAUGCUUGUAUCAUUCUACUACAUCAACCUUACAUAAAUACUAGUUUAUCAUCAUUGUCACCAAUAAAACAUCAAAAUUAUAACAACAUUGGGCCAAUUGAAGCAUGCCUAACAGCUGCAACUACAAUAACAGAUAUUUUCAAGUAUACAAGGAAACAUGAUAAAAUGGCAUUUACUUAUUUCCGUCACCCUUUUUUUUGUCUAUUGAAAUCCAUGGGGAUCGAAUUACUUAUAAUGAAUGCAUCAUCUGAUUAUGCACAAGAAGCAAAACAAGCUCUGGCUGAUACUUUAUCCGAGUUUAAAGCUGGAUCGGAAAAACUUAUUUAUUAUGAUUCGGAUAUUCUGGCAAAAGAAUUAGAAGAAGUUUCGAAAAUUGUCAAUGGCCAAUUUUCUAUAUCGCUUCCAAUGCUAAUGCAAAUUUUGGAAUUACACAAAGGAGAGGGUGGAGGAUGUAAUAAUAAUUCUGGUAACGGUAAUGGUGGUAGCAACAUUAACAAUAAAAAAAGAAGUCAAGAUCAAAUCGAAGAUGAUAAAAUAAUAGACACCGGUGAAAGAGACGACAAUAACAAUGAUAAAUAUAAAAAACUAAUGCAUAUAACAUCUUUAUUUGAUCCGGAAGAAAUAAUGAAUGAUGAUGCUGUUGUUGUUGAUCCUAUGGAUAUUAGUGCUAUAUCAAUAUUGAUAUUGUCAUGGUGCGAUACAGCAGCUUCAGUUGUUGGCAGGAAAUAUGGAAAAUAUACUUAUAAGUUUAGUACUGGCAAAACACUAGCAGGAACAUUAGGUGCAAUUGUAGUUGGUACAACAAUUGGAUUAAUAUUCUGGAAUAAUAUUUCAUCUGAUUUAACAAGCUUCAAUUACAAUGUUUCCAUUAAUGACAGUGAUAGUAAUAGUAGUAAUGGUGGUAUUAAUAGAUUGUUAACAUUAUCAUUACUUACUGGUGUGAUUGGCGGAAUUAGUGAAUUGGUUGAUGUUUAUGGAUUAGACGAUAAUUUAGUCAUUCCAGUAUUUUCUGGUAGUUUAUUGUGGCUGUUAUUGGUAGCAUUUGGAUUUGGUAGAAAAAAUAUAGAUUAG
Messenger RNA from Entrophospora candida, 1851 nucleotides. NCBI's taxonomy places the organism in Eukaryota, Fungi, Glomeromycota, Glomeromycetes, Entrophosporales, Entrophosporaceae. The record is from the annotation of a GenBank genome assembly.